AUGACGCCAACUGUCGGCCAACAUUCCAAGUCCAUCUCCGCCGCUUCCAACACUUCCUGUCCCAACUCCCUCGUCGUCAUCGAGACCUUUAGAGUCACCGUCGAUAAAGGGAAUCUUGCUAUUUCUCAUAAGUUAGUUCAACUGAGACAUAAAAGAGGUACGAACCGGGAAGUAGAAUCAGAAAGAAAACCCUUACCAACGAGGUUAGCGGCCGUAGCCAAUCGGGUCGGGCGGUGGCAGAUGGGCGGCGUCUCUGCAAGGAGUGAAGUCGAGACCGUGACGGUGGAAUUAACGGCGACAGGAGUGAAGCUUGGGCCGUGGCGGUGGGAUUGGCGCUUGGCUGCGGCAGGCUAUGAGGAGCAAGCAGAGAAUGAAGGAAGACAGAUUGUCGAUUCAAUUCUCCUGGAAUAUGUUAUCAUACUUCUUCUUUUGAAAAUCCCUCUUCCGAAAAUUUCAAUUAACCCUCUUCUCUGCUUCUCCCAUCGCAAAUCCGGUGCCUUCCGCACCAGGGUUACCCCAGGUGUUUCGACGUGGGCAUCCUCGGUCCUCGCGGCUCGAUUCUCAGAGUUUCACCGUUUGGAGGCAGUUUUACCGCUGGCAAUGAAGGUGUUAUCUUCCGUGAUUAGGGUUCACCGGAUCCUGGCUGCUAGAAUGGCGAGGUGGGAGGUCGUUGUUGUAGUGUUUUCGCAGCGUUUGGGUGAGCCUCUGGCGCUUCUUUAG
Molecule: messenger RNA, 720 nt
Organism: Striga asiatica
Lineage: Eukaryota; Viridiplantae; Streptophyta; Magnoliopsida; Lamiales; Orobanchaceae
Source: the annotation of a GenBank genome assembly